This is a messenger RNA of Mollisia scopiformis, 436 nucleotides long. RefSeq lists its product as uncharacterized. NCBI's taxonomy places the organism in Eukaryota, Fungi, Ascomycota, Leotiomycetes, Helotiales, Mollisiaceae. The transcript has a single exon. Bases 100 to 327 code for a protein of 75 amino acids. The record is from RefSeq and is a predicted model, not a curated record.
GUUGUUGUGGAAGAUGAGGUGAGUUGAUGAGCUGGAAGGGUUCAUGAGAACGUACUUUAGGCAUCUUGAUUGCUCGAUUGAUCUUUUGCUGGGAGGAAUAUGUGUAGCUUUCUUCCAAAGUCUGACGCUCUCCUAUUUUGUAGCCCGUUUGUAGUAAUUGUACUUCAAUCCACUUCAGACGUUAAGUACCCCGCUUACAGUCUCCGUACUCCCAAAAACAGAAUUCUCUUCUUGCAGCAAAUCAAUUAUCCGGCGGGCAAUAACGGAAGCAAAACUCUCGGUCCUUCUCCUGCAGUUGCGUUUGGAGAAAGAAGAAGAAGUAUGUAAGAAAGAGGGAAGGAGAAAGAAAGAGGCUUCUUACAUUUCAGCAACGACGACCCCGCAAUCCUGUUUCCAAGCUUGCGAGGUUGAGCGGCGUCACUCUUGCCCCGUUUGG